AUGGCCAAGACUUUCGUGGACAAAAUCAAAUCGUCGAACCAAGCCAUCAUCGGCACGGUGUUGACGAUCCCGACACCAAUCAUUGCUCAGCUGGCCGGCCUUGCAGAUGGCGAGUUUGUCAUGAUUGACAUGGAGCACGCUCCGAUGACCAUUGAUGCUGUGACUCAGAUGGUAUCUGCAUACACAACGGCAUCUUCAGGGACUAAGUUUCCACUCGUGCGAAUUCCAUCUCAUGGAGUCGAGUGGUUGAAGUGGGCUUUGGAUAGUGGAGCAGCAGGUAUUAUCGUGCCGAUGGUCAAUAACGCGGCAGAGAUGAAAGCAAUCAUUGAUAAAGCCAUCUAUCCCCCAGGAGGAAGACGGUCGUUUGGGCCGCGCUAUGCUCCAUUCGCACAUCCGGACGGACCUGGAAGCGGAAUGGGAGGGUACUUUGCACGGGCGAAAGCGGGCGAGAUAGCACUUUUGCCAAUGAUUGAGUCCAAAGAUGGAUUGCAAAAUGUGGAAGAAAUCUUGUCUAUGCCAGAGGUCUCCGGUACUUUUAUCGGACCUGCCGAUUUGCGGCUUUCUCUUGGAAUGUCGCCAGGCAUCGACGGCACAGAGUCGGAGUUCUUGGACGCCCUGGACAAAAUCAGAACGACGGCGAAGAAGCAUGGGAAGGUAGUAGGGACCAUGGGUAUGGGUGAGGAGGUGGCAAGGAAGAGAGCUGCCGAAGGCAUGGAUUUUCUGCUUUCCACGUUCGACAAUGGAGCAUUAGUCGCUGGGUGGGCCAGGGAGUUGGCGGCGGCGAGAAAUGGCACAAUGGAAGCGAGCGCAAAGAUAUGA
Messenger RNA from Zasmidium cellare ATCC 36951, 819 nucleotides. RefSeq lists its product as uncharacterized. The record is from RefSeq and is a predicted model, not a curated record. Lineage: Eukaryota; Fungi; Ascomycota; Dothideomycetes; Mycosphaerellales; Mycosphaerellaceae. Gene Ontology annotation, molecular function: aldehyde-lyase activity. The transcript has 2 exons. Bases 1 to 819 code for a protein of 272 amino acids. Gene Ontology annotation, cellular component: cytoplasm.